AUGUCACAUGUGGCUCUUGCGAUUGUAGCGUCGCUGCCCGGCACCGAGGCGGCGCACCGGCUGGUGGUGUGCGUCCGCAACAAAUGCACCCCCGAGGAAGCGCUCAACGUGCUCCGCGAGCUGCCCAACCCGCUGCGCGAAGGGGACGCCCCGGCCACCCACAACGCGCAGUACAACCCGCUCAAGAUCGACGUGUUCGUCCAGACGCUCCUCAACCUCGGCAGCAAGAGCAUCUCGCACAGCUUCGCGGCCAUAUCCAAGUUCCACUACGUGUUCAAGAUCUUGGCCGAGUCGGAAGAGGCCCAGAUAUGCGUGCUCCGCAACGUUUGGGAGCUGUGGCAGCGGCACCCGCAAAUGGUGUGCGUUCUGGUGGACAAGAUGCUAAAGACCCAAGUGGUGGAGUGCAGCGCGGUGGCCACCUGGCUCUUUUCCAAGGAUAUGGCGCCGUUUUUCACCCACUCUCACCUGUGGGAGAUAUUGCAUCUGACCAUAGACAAGAUGAACAAACACGUGUCCAAACUCAGUGCCGAGCUCCAAGAGGCUAGGGAGGCGUUGGCUAGAGCCGAUUCCAGCAGCUCCGACUCAGAAGACGAGAGCGGGGCGAAGAAGAAGAAAGACCAAGACAAACCCACAGAAGAGGCGGUGGAGCGCAUGGAGGAGCGGCUGGAGAUGGCGCACACGGACCAGAAGCGGCUGUUCCUGAUCGUGUUCCAGCGCUUCAUCAUGAUCCUGUCGGAGCACCUGGUGCGCUGCGACACCGACGCGCGCGACCCCGACACGCACUGGUACCGCAGCACCGUGGCCAGGCUGCGCCAGGUCUUCCUCGUGCACCACGAGCAAGUGCAGAAGUACAGCAGCACGCUGGAGACGCUGCUUUUCACUCAAGACCUGGACCCUCACAUUCUUGACGUGUUCCAUCAGUUUGUAGCCCUCACAGCG
Molecule: messenger RNA, 939 nt
Organism: Iphiclides podalirius (scarce swallowtail)
Lineage: Eukaryota; Metazoa; Arthropoda; Insecta; Lepidoptera; Papilionidae
Source: the annotation of a GenBank genome assembly